UGGACGGAAUCAUACGCGAUAGUUUGGAAAUAAGUGCACUUCGGACGAGGAGUGUGUUUUAGAUUUUUAACUUGUAAUUACUAAUGUAAUUAGGACAUUUUCUUCGCUUCCAAUUUUGCGCUCUUGGAGCCUUGCGCUGAUGGGUCAAAGUCUCUAAGCCUACAAAUAGAGAAAGGUAAGAAUCCUAACAAGAGACAAUCUCAAUUAACAGCGUUUACAUCAUCCAAUGCCAAAAUCGUUGACCAAAGUAUGGAUAAAAAAGUGGGCAUUUUAGAGACGAAUUUCAAUGAAGACUCAAAUUAUUCCUCAGGAACCAACAUAUCUAAAAAGGAGAACAGAAAAAGCAUGAAAACGAAAGGAACAGUUACUGGUCCCAAGACACUUUUAGAAAUGACCAUUGAACAUCCUUUAUCUCAAUCUGACCAGAACACUGAUGAUAUCGACGAGGAAAUAAAUCAUGAGAAUGAAAACCUUAGAGGUCAAAAGGACGGUCAAAGAAGAGAGGUGAAACAAGAUCAACAAAUGCAAGAUGAAGACGUGUUUAUUGUUACUUUCAAAGCAGUUUUAGCGGAAAGCUUUGUAGAAGAUACAGAAGAGAAUUUCAAGGUUGUCAUACAUGGAGACCGACCAGUUUUUCGAGGAUGGGAGAAUGGAUCAGGAAUACCUGUUAUGACAAAACCAUUUGGUAAGAAACAGUGGUUGCUCCAAGCUGUUCUUCAGGUGCCAUUAGAACAUUUAAACAUGAAUUGUGCUUACAAAUAUGUUUUGUUGUCUCACGGUAAAGCAAAUUAUGAGUUGUUGGUGGAAGUAGAAUCAUCAUUUAAAGUCAAUUUUCGACUUAUAAAUCGCUGCCUAUACGUCCCGACAAAUUACCGCAGGAAAAAUAAAAUUUAUUACAAGUAUGAUGGAUUUGUCUACAAGAACACUGGACGACUUUAUAAACAAUUUGAGUGGGUACAAAAGGACAGAGAAGAAUUCUUGCAGUGGUUUUUUCCGCGAUGGAUUGGGUUUUUCAACAGUUCUGAGAAUGUAGAAAGGAUGCAGCCAGAUGAGGCGAUGGAAAGGCUUCAUCUUUUGCUCUUAGCGGUUACCGAGAUGUGGAUAUCGAAUAAUGGAGAAAUCUCGAUACAAGAAUUUUCUAAGCCUGAUUUUAAAAAGGUCCUUACUCCUUUGUUGAUGCCCAAGGUAAAAUCAAAUCGCAAAGUUUUGGAAAAUGAAAGAGUAGAAAAUGAAUCAAAUGAUGCAGUUGAUGCUUUAGUUUCAUCUGCUAUGAUUGCAUCUGUGUUUGGAGAAUUUGAUUUUGUGAUAAUGGAAAAAAAAGCCCACAAAAUUCUGCGGAGUCUCAAGUUUCCUGAAGAUCAGACUGUUUGCAUGAGAUUUAUGGAAACUAUAAAUGCAUUUGAUCAACAAAUUUUAAGCUCUUUCAUUCAAAGUAUUUUUAAAAUAUUUUGCCGAUUCAUCAAAACUAAGCCUUUGCUUCACUGGCUUAAUGCCUUACCAUUGCUUCAUUUUCUCCGUGGAGAAUGUGAACCAUUUAAAGACGUCCUCUACACAUCAACGCCUGAUUUUAAGCAAUCAAAAUGGUGGGGCUUGGAAGGCCUUGAUUUCGGAGAAGUUAAAAGUUCUAUGGGAGACAGUGAGUUGAAGGAUAUACUGCCAGAUGUAGAAAAAAUGUUUCAUGUUGAUCCUUUACUGAGGCGUACAUACCUACUGUUAUGUCCUCUAAAGAUAUUUGGUGACCUUCUGAAGAAAAAACAUUUCACUUUGCUUGAGUUGUGUUUUACAAUACGAAAGCUGAUACCGGAUGUAAACUUGCAAAAUGUGAUUAAGCAUCUUGUCGAUUUCUUUGAACAGAUGAGUGAAGUAAUUUUUAGUUCCAGCCCUACAAUCUUCACAGAAAAUAAAUACGAAGAAACAAAAGCUUUGCUUUCUACGUUGCUGUGGAUUGCAAAGAAAGUAAAAUACGAACUUUAUUUGCAACAAAUUAAGUUCUUUUGUUGCUUGGCAAAGUGUAUUGCCAACGCUAUUAAUCUUCAAAAGAGAGGAAUAAUAUUGGAAAAAAAUGGUGUACAUCUUCAUUCAAAAAGCACGCCAUUAUCUAAAUCAGAUGUACAGGACAUGUGGUAUUUUUUUGAAGAGAUAUUUGGACUUACAAAGAAUUGUUUUUACUCGUCUUUGUCUACUAACCUGGAAAAUUGUAAAGGUUCUGAAUGGCAAAAGGAAUUGAAAGUUUGGAAUGAAGUGCUAUCGUUUUCUGCUCCAGAUCUCUUUCAAAAUUCGUGGCGUGACGAAUUUAUGGCUAAGUUAAUUGAUCGAGUUAAAAAGGUGUCACCUCUCCGUCAAAUAGAACUGCUUUUCCUGAAGGAGAAGAAAAAACUUUGUGAUGUACUAUCAACGUGUUUAUGUGACGCUGCUUUUGAAGCCGUUGAGAAAGUUGUUAUUACAAGUCACAGCGGAGAAGCUUUUGAAUAUUUAAGCCAGGAAAACUCAACAAAAGCAAUGGAAUUGCUUAGUGUUUUGCUUUACAAAGCCUGGCCUGAUCAAAUAAAAAAAGAAGAAACUUCAUUGAGUUCGAAGGAGGAGGAAAAAAUUUUGCUUAACCAUCUUCUAAACUGGUCUGUAUGGCCUGGUUUUUUUAAGUUCAUCGGUAGUAAUUCUGAAAGCAAAGAACUAAUAAAGGCUGGCGAUUGUGACAAAUUGAUUACUCGAGCACAAUCAUAUCUAGUUAGCUUAAUAAAGUCUGUACGUGAUGGUACAGUUACAGUUAAAGUGGUGGAACUGCUGAUAAGGAAUUCGGCCCAGUUUUUGAAGCUUGCCGAGUCUAAUGGAGAAAUUGAACAAAAUUGUCCGACUACUGAGUUCUGGUUUCAACAAAGAGUAUCAGAGCUGACUGAAUUCAAAAACGUACAUGAGCAGCUCGUGCAUUUUAUGAAAAUAACUGAACACUUCACAGCAGUUGAUGAGAGUUUUCUACACUUCGAGAAGGGUUGCUAAAGAUUAUGAUGACCUACCCUUAUGUCAAAUUGUCAAAAAAAACCUAAACGGGGCGUUCGAUUUUUGUUUUUUAAAACAAAAAUUCUUGAUACGAUAUCAAGAAUAAAUGAGAUAGAAAAAGUAAAUUUUUAAGUCAUUGUGGAAGAAUUACGCGGAGAAAGUCAAGAAUAAAGAACACGUUGUUAAUAUUAGCAUAAUUGGAGAAAAGUUAGUGAAAUA
Messenger RNA from Xenia sp. Carnegie-2017, 3213 nucleotides. RefSeq lists its product as uncharacterized. The transcript has 17 exons. The coding region runs from base 250 to 2994 and encodes 914 amino acids. The record is from RefSeq and is a predicted model, not a curated record. NCBI's taxonomy places the organism in Eukaryota, Metazoa, Cnidaria, Anthozoa, Malacalcyonacea, Xeniidae.